AUGCCGCACCAGCCGCAGUCAACCGGACAAAUUGUCUGCCAGGGAUGUCAAGUGACAUUGGCGUACCCCAUCGGUGCCCCCUCCGUGCGCUGCCCGAUGUGCACAACCAUCACCCCCGUGCAGCAGUUCAGUGUGACGUGUGUGUGCUGCCGCUGCAUUCUUAUUCUGCCACAGAACACAAGUCUUGCGAUGUGCCCGCGCUGUCGAACCGUCAUGAGCAUCCCUGCAGGCAUUCGCGAGGGUCUCACAAGCCAGAAGCCACCGAAGCAGUGCGUGUACAUUGACCGUCCAGCCGUUGACGCGUCGGGUCUUUCUGUAGCUCAUCUUUCUGUGGGAACCAAACUGGACGAUGACCCCAACGCACCGGAAGUGACGCGACGACGAUGA
Molecule: messenger RNA, 387 nt
Organism: Trypanosoma cruzi
Lineage: Eukaryota; Euglenozoa; Kinetoplastea; Trypanosomatida; Trypanosomatidae
Exons: 1
Coding region: 1-387 (128 amino acids)
Source: RefSeq, a predicted model, not a curated record